ACGUAGGGGUCACAGUGAGGCGGAUGCUGUGUAGCCUCCUGGUCAACAGCUUGGCCAGCCAAUUUAACUGGGCUGGAAAGGGGGAAAAAACUGCGUUUAAGGACACCAAGAUCCAUGAUGUCCUGUUUGAUGCUCUACAAAAGCAGCUGCCAGGGAGCACACACGCUACUUUUAGUGACGCAAUCAAGAAGUGGCUUAAGUAUGCGCCAAAGAGAGAGGGAGGGAUGAGGAGACGUGAGGUGUCUGCGCCGCAGGAGGAAUAGGCCACAAUUAUAAAUUAUAAAUAAAUCAUAAAAUGUUUCUAAGAA
Molecule: messenger RNA, 308 nt
Organism: Neoarius graeffei (lesser salmon catfish)
Lineage: Eukaryota; Metazoa; Chordata; Actinopteri; Siluriformes; Ariidae
Exons: 3
Coding region: 24-263 (79 amino acids)
Source: RefSeq, a predicted model, not a curated record